AUGGCCCCUUCUACUCCUACACCCAGCCCUUUCGCCGCCAUGAGGAACUUUGGUGGUAUGGUGUCAUCUGCUCUUUCUUUCGGCGACAGAUCUCGCCAAGUCUCCUCCCUCGGCCUCGGCACUCUCUCUCUGGGGGAGCCGUCUGGCGCUGCCCCGCCCCCUCGCUCCGCCUCUCCCUCCGCUGGUUCUCCCGUCCCCGUAACGGGUUCUCCUGGAGGGCCUCCUCCUGCCGCCACUCCUCGCCGUAGGACGCCCGCCUUUCGUCCUGGUGAGUCUCCGUCCUCCUCCGACCAGGACUCGCUCAGUGGGGGCUCGGAGUCGGGUGAUCGACCCGACACCGAAGAAAGUGAGGAUGAUGAUGAUGGGGAGGGUAGGAUCGAUAGUGAGGGUGAAAGCGAGUUAGAAGAAUACCCGGAUGAUGAUGUGGAGGUGAUUAGUGUAGAGGACAACAACGUAGAUAGUCCUGAGCCCGCUCCUGCCCCUCCCCCUGCUCAAAUUGUGGGCCAGAAACGACGCCGUUCCCUCUCCUCUUCUUCUUCUUCCUCUUCUUCUUCCUCUUCCGGGCUUCUCCCCCCCCCCAACGCCAUCGCCGCUGCCGCCGCUGCUGCCCCCGCCCGCCCUGCCGCCGCCAUCGCCCGCUCUGCCGCCCCCGCCGCCGCCGCCGCCGGUCCUGCUGCCGCCGCCCCCGUCGCUGCUCCCCCCCCUUCUCCCAGAGGGGAGCCUUCGCCCAAACGGGUGAAGAGAUCACUGCGGGAAGAAGAGUACUUGUGGGAGAAGAUGAAGUCUGAGCCUGGUCGUUGGAUCGCGGUUGGUGUUGACGAAGCGUGUGAUCGUUGCCGGCAGUCAGGCCACACAACAAAGCCCUCCGUUGUGCUUCAUGCACGUCUGGCCCCUGCUCCUUCUGUCCCGUCUCCUCUGCUCGGGACAUCCCGCCCCGUCCCUCCGACUCUUCGCCUUUCCCCCCUCCUCAGACUCCAGCGUCUGUCCCCCGUUCGCGGGUACCUCCUUCGUCUCUCCGGUCGGUUCGCCGUACUUCGCCGGACCUCCGCCCGUCGCCUCCGUCGCCGUCGUCCUUCGGCCUCUGCUCCUUCGGCCUCUGCUCCUUCGGCCUCUGCUCCUUCGGCCUCCCGUCCUUCGGCCUCUCGUCCUUCGGCGCCACGUCCGUCCUCUCCAGUGGUAGCUUCUCCUCCGGCUCACAGCACCCGAAGUCGGCGUCCUUCUGUUCCUCCGGCCGCUUCGGCGGCCCCUCCCGUCACCCCUCCCUCUGCUUCCCAGAAGACACCGAAGUCUUCUUUAAAGAAAUCAAAAGGGAAAUCUAAAGAGAAGGAGGUUGCCUUCAAUGAUGGUGAUGUGGAAGGUGAAGAUACUCAGCGUGCUGGUCCCUCUGCUCCCCGGUUGUCCCUCGUCCACCCUCGUAUCUCCCUGGACGUCCGUAUUCCUGAGGACGAAAAGGAAUUCGCCACUUAUCGUUCUCUCGUCCUCGGUCUCACUACUCAGCUCGAGGCCGCCCGAAAUGAUACAUCUCUCCUGCUUGACUUCUCUUCUCGUCAAGCUAACGCUUUAAACAAUCUUACUGCGGCGUUAGUAGAUGUAGUCAACACUGGGGCUCUGGACGACGAAGCAAGGACGAGGUUAGCGGACGUCUCUCGCCGAAGCCUUACUGAGAUAGCCGAUGUUCGCCGAAGAUUGUUCGACACCCCCUUCCUAGUCACUCCUAUGGCGUAUGAGCCACCACCGUCCCUUGACUGGUUAGGUCGCCGUAGUAGUUCUCGUGUCCCAGCUUCCGCCCAGGCUGCUCUCGACCUCCUCAGUCUUCCCUUCGAGUGUCUACGGACCAUACGUUCUCUGUGGAGGACUCCGAGCAUGCAAGCUGCUCGAGAUGUCCAGGACUUCGGUGACUUCUUCGGGGCUAUGAAUCGGGCAUGGAAUGCUUCUCUCUCUACUGCGUUCCCGUCUGAGACUCUCGAUCUACCUUCGGUCAUCGGUAGCCUCCACACCAAUCCCGCGGGACCGAGUAGUUCGAAGGAGAAAGGAAAAGGAAAAGGUAAGGGUAAGAGUAAGGACAAGUGA
Tremella mesenterica DSM 1558 is the source of this 2070-nucleotide messenger RNA. RefSeq lists its product as uncharacterized. NCBI's taxonomy places the organism in Eukaryota, Fungi, Basidiomycota, Tremellomycetes, Tremellales, Tremellaceae. The coding region runs from base 1 to 2070 and encodes 689 amino acids. The transcript has 4 exons. The record is from RefSeq and is a predicted model, not a curated record.